Culex pipiens pallens (northern house mosquito) is the source of this 548-nucleotide messenger RNA. RefSeq lists its product as uncharacterized. Lineage: Eukaryota; Metazoa; Arthropoda; Insecta; Diptera; Culicidae. The coding region runs from base 49 to 486 and encodes 145 amino acids. The record is from RefSeq and is a predicted model, not a curated record. The transcript has a single exon.
AAUCAUCAGUUCACUGGUACAGAUCUUCCCAACCAACCACCAGCAGCCAUGAAGUUCCUGAUUGUCGCCCUGUCCGCUCUGGCCCUGGCCAGCGCCCAGACCACCACCACCAACAUCCCCCUCUCCGUGGUCGGAAACGCCGACGGAUCGGCCACCAUCAAGAUCGGAGCUGUCCCGGCGAUCCAGCUGCCGGCCACCGCCGUCACCGCGGCCAAGGGCGUCAUCGGACUGAUCAGCACCAUCGCGACCGGAGUGACCGCCGGCAGUAACCAGAGCACCAACCUGGCCGUGACCACGGACGCGACCACCGGUGCCAUCACGGUGUCCGUCCUUGGCCAAACCCUCACCCUGGACAAGACCACCAUCGGCAGCGUGUUCGGAAUUCUGAAGAACGUCAAGAAGGCCAUCGCCGCCGGAAUUCCCCGCCCGGUCAAGGCCUGGAAGGGAGGCAAAUCCCGCAAGCACUCCAACGAGCGCAGACACUAAGUCGCUGAGUCUCGGUUCUUGUGGCAUGUCUGUCAUAGAAUGAUGGAACGUGUCACAAAUAA